Bufo bufo (common toad) is the source of this 1474-nucleotide messenger RNA. It is a transcript of the gene PARM1, whose product is annotated as prostate androgen-regulated mucin-like protein 1. The transcript has 4 exons. The record is from RefSeq and is a predicted model, not a curated record. Lineage: Eukaryota; Metazoa; Chordata; Amphibia; Anura; Bufonidae. Gene Ontology annotation, cellular component: late endosome; Golgi apparatus; early endosome. The coding region runs from base 167 to 1159 and encodes 330 amino acids.
GGGGAAGGAAGCAUGGACAGCAGAUGAGAGGUCGCUCCCGGAUCGUCGGCACCUGCUCCUCAUGUAGCGCACACACUGGCUGGCUGCUUCAGCACCACUGCUGAUCCCUGAGAGCAUCGCCCGAUCUCCUCUCAACGAUCUCUGAGCCCCUGCAUAUUCCUUCAGGAUGGAUGGGAAGCUUGUGUGCACGACACUGCUGGCAUGUCUGCUGCUCCUAACAGGUCUAAAUGUUAAAGCGCAAUCGACCACAGCGAGCUCACAACAAACUCAGGAGACAUCUUUAGCACCUACACAUGUGCCAACAGACGUCAGUGGAAGUACAGAGAAUACAGUCACUGUGACUACAGUAACAACAAGUGUUAAGCUAGAAAAGACGACAACCAAUGGCAUUUUGAAAACUACUAGCAUAUCAACAGAUGACACCAAUAGUGUCAAUACUAUCAGCGUGGGGUCUGACUCAACUCAAACAACGGUAGCCACAUCGAAUAAUGUUUGGACAUCAUCUAAUCCAAGUACAAAAAUACUAGACAGUAAACCUUCCACUCCACUAGAAUCCACCACAGAGACAGUAACUUCUGAAACCUCCAGCCUAAAGUCAACCAAGCUUACAAGUGGGCCAACAGAAUCCGGCACACAGACAGGAACUUCUGAAACCUCCACCCCAAAAUCAACCAAGCAUACAAGUGGGCCAACAGAAUCCACCAUAGAGACAGUAACUUCUGAAACCUCCACCCCAAAUUCAAAUAAGCCUACAAGUGGGCCAACAGAACCCAGCACAGAGACAUUCACUCAUUCCAGUCAGACAGUAACAGGAAGCACGGAUCAAUCCGGAAUUACAGAAUCUACAGGUAGUACUACUUCUAAGGAAGUAACUCCAAAAACGGCAAAGCCUGCUCCACCACAAACUGAGCCAACUAAUGACAAAACUCAGACCACAUCCACAACUGAUAUAACACCGGAACACAAUGUUGAGCUUUCAAGGGCACUAAGUCCAGGAAGUGUUGCUGCUAUUACUGUCGUAGUAAUUCUCCUUGUCCUGUUAAUAUUUGGUGGAGCAGCAUUCUGGAAGAUUAGGCAUUCGUCAUAUGGAAGACUACUAGAAGACCAAGAUUAUGGGUCGCUAGGAAACUACAACAAUCCUCUGUAUGAUGACUCAUGAGGGAAUUAUUCCAAGCUCAAGAAGAACAAACCGAUUCUCUGGUCUUAUUGUUGUGCAGGGUCAGAGCACGAAAUACACAUUACCAUUAAAUCCUCAGGCCUGCUGAAAUGACCUAUCACAUGUUAUAUGUCAUGCUCAAACUCAUGAACUGAAAACCAAAGUCAAAUUUGUGUACUAUUUUGUGUAAUCAGUCAUCACCUAGCUCUGUCUCCUGGAUUAUAUAAAUCACAUAGAUUAUGAUUCCACGUAUUGUUCCAUAACCCAAUAAUGAAUAGCCUUAUUUAAGAAAUGAAUAAAUAUAUAUUUUUAAUGAAA